AUGCGUCUCUCCGUCCUCGCCCUCGCUGCCACCACCCAUGCUUUCAGCAUUGGCGGCAUCAUCGACACGACCAGCGGACCUAUACGCGGCCAGCCCUCAUCCCUCCGUCCAGAUGUCUCCGAAUAUUUAGGGAUUCGCUACGCGAAACCCCCCAUCGACGACCUGCGAUUUGCGGCGCCCGUUCCACCGGAUCGAUCCACCACGGUGUUCAACGCGACAGCUUAUGUAUUGGACCAUGCCUUCAUUGUUGGUUUACCGGGCGAAAAUAUCCUGUCGGCCUUUGCACAGAGAGACAAUACGCUGGACGAGGACUGUCUGUCCGUGAACGUCUGGACCAAGCCCCAGCACGGCGACAGGAAGAAAGCGGUCCUCUUCUGGAUCUACGGCGGAGACUUCAAGUCCGGCAGCUCCCACACCCUCACCUACGACGGUUCCACCCUAGCCGACGAGAACGACCUCAUCGUCGUCACCCCCAACACUCGCGUCAACGUCUUCGGCUACUCCGGUGCCCCAGGCCAACCCUGGAACGUCGGGCUGCGCGACACCAGGCUCGCCCUGGAAUGGACGAGAGACAACAUCGCCGCCUUCGGGGGCGAUCCCGCCCGUAUAACUGUCGGCGGCAUCUCCUCGGGCGGCCUCACGGCCGACAUGCUUGCCUAUAGCAACCUGCACGACCCUAUCGCCCACGGCUACAUCCCCCAUUCCGGCAUCGCCAGCUCCUACCUCGCGACCGGCGCGCAAAAUGACCAAGAAGACGCCACCGCAGCAUGGUACAACCUCUCCUCGACCGUCGGAUGCGGUGAUGCCGACAGCUUCCCCGACACCACCGUCGCCUGCAUGCGCGCCAAACCCUACCCCGACCUCCUCGCCGCGAUGCAGCAGCACCCCACCGUGCAAUUGAAGUUCAGGCCCGUCGAAGACGAUGACACCGUCCCGCGGGGCUUCGCCACACUAGGCCAGAGGGGCCGUUUCGCGCACAAGCCGCUCUUAACAGGCUCGACGGACAACGAGCUUGGCUUUUUCCUCGUCGUCGCUUUUAUCAAGGCCAACCUGACAACUGAGCAGGUCGCCGCCUUUCCUGUGCGUCUCCUUCAGCCGCUGAUGGACCUGUUCGCCCUGGCGGCCUUCACCUGUUCGGCGGCGGAGGCGGCGCAGUACCGCGCGGAUCGGGGCGUUCCCGUCUGGCGGUACCGGUAUUAUGGGGGGGGAUAUCCUAAUACGGAGAUGGUGCCUGUGGGGUCGGCGUACCACGGCUCGGAAGCGCCCAUGGUGUUUGGGACGGCGUCGGUCGUGACGGGGAUGGCUGACAGCGAGGCAGAGGCGCAGGCGGGGCGGUAUAUGCGGGCGGCGUGGGCGGCGUUUGCAAAGGAUCCGGUGGGGGGGUUGAGUGGGCGGGAGUUUCGAUGGCCGAUGUUUCAGUCGGACAGGCGCUCCCUGAUCCAAUUAUCGCUCGGCAACCAGACCAAACCGACAUAUGUCUCCCAUUUCGAGACGGACGCGAUGUGUCCGGUGCUAAAGUCGUAUGAUAGCGUGAUAGACGACCUGAACAUUGUAUUCACGGCGAUGGGAUCGGAUAAGGUGGGGGGACUUAUAACGAAAUUGGCCGAUAUCUUCAACAAGCCGCUGGAUAACGAGGCAGCGUUGAGGCACGCUUUGGAUCGGAUACACGAGAUUGCAGCGUCGAUACGGGGGUGA
Molecule: messenger RNA, 1695 nt
Organism: Aspergillus candidus
Lineage: Eukaryota; Fungi; Ascomycota; Eurotiomycetes; Eurotiales; Aspergillaceae
Product: alpha/beta-hydrolase
Exons: 5
Coding region: 1-1695 (564 amino acids)
Molecular function (GO): cholinesterase activity
Source: RefSeq, a predicted model, not a curated record